Molecule: messenger RNA, 1032 nt
Organism: Thermothielavioides terrestris NRRL 8126
Lineage: Eukaryota; Fungi; Ascomycota; Sordariomycetes; Sordariales; Chaetomiaceae
Exons: 4
Coding region: 111-1019 (302 amino acids)
Source: RefSeq, a predicted model, not a curated record
GGGAGGUACCUUCGGGUUGCUACAACCCAUCAUUGGGCCUUGUUGCCGGUGCUCCAAUCUCAAAACCGAUCGCGACACACAGCAUCACAUUUUCGCAACCGGGACCCAAGAUGACGGACAAGUCCGUCUGGGAUAAGGAAAUUCCUGUACCGGCGAAAGUCAUUGAAUAUGUCGACCCAGGUGUUCUCUCUAAACUGCCGCCAGGGACGCAAGUCCAAGGCAUCACUGCUAGCGGGGCGUCCUAUUGGGCUCAAACUGCCAAAAUCCUUGCUACAGAUCAAGGCGGGAAUCCGACCCCGUUCUUCAUCAAGGUUCACCAGUUCGAGCACGGAAAGAACAUGGUCUCGGCCGAAUACUACGCCAUGUCGCUGUUAUACAGUGUCGUUCCUCACAUGGUUGCAGAACCGCUGGGCUGGGGCGCUUAUACCGAUGAGCCGGAGACUUACUUCUACCUCUGUCGAUUCCUUGAGCUGUCAGGGAAUAUCCCGAGUGUCACGGACUUUCCGAAGCUCGUCGCGGAGUUUCAUCAGCGAGGCCGAUCUCCAACAGGAGAGUUCGGGUUUCCCAUUACCACAUAUGGGGGACGCAACCCGCAGACAUUCCCCCUGUGCAAGAGUUGGGAGGAAUGCUUCUCACGAGGACUGGAGAACAUUUUUGACAUGGAAGAGAAAACCCAUGGACCGGACGAGGAAAUGCGACAACUUCGCCGUGGCCUGAUGACGAAAGUCAUUCCUCGGCUCCUGCGGCCGCUGGAGACGGAGGGAAGAGUUUUGACACCGACGCUUGUACAUGGAGAUCUCUGGGAUGGGAAUGCUUCAGUGGACAAGGCCACUGGGCGUCCGAUGAUCUUCGAUGCAACCCCUCUUUAUGCCCACAACGAAUAUGAGUUGGGGCCGUGGUGGGCGACUCGACACAAGAUGACUCGUGAGUACAUUGCAGGGUACAAGGCAAUACCGGGUUGCCAUCCGUCCGAACCGAAGGAGGACUUUGAGAGUCGGGGAGCCCUUUACGCUCUGUAAGACAUUUUUGAUC